GAUUAUCAGUUCAAUUUUCAUCGAUUUCUAGUUCUCAGACCAUUUCUCAGCUAUCAGUAAUUUUUGCAGAUCUCAACUAUCAGUUACAUGGAUAUUUUUGUAAAACAGCUGUACCCUAACAUGGUCCCAGAGGUUUUUCUUGAUUUUUCUUCUUUUCGCUCUUCAUGCGGAGAAAAAUCAAGAAAAACCUCUGGGACCAGGGUAGCUGUACCCCGACUCCCUCCCCCUAUCCGGCAUCCCCGGAUGUGAACAAUGCAGAGAGCUGGAGGGUGAAGGACCUUGAAGGGAUGAAAGAAAGUGGACUAAAAAGAUAUUGAGAGGAAAUAAGAGUUAAGUCUGCGAAACAAUGAAAUAAAAAACAAACGAAUUUCUAGUCUGUUUUGUUUUGAGAGUUGAAGUUUCUCGCUUUGAUUCCGAGCGAAAACUGGGUAUAGUCUCUCCAUGAAACAACAAAUAUGGCGGCCGUGGCGCAAAAAUUUCUGGUGCGGUCAGUAUGGUCUUCUUUUCUUAAGGUGUCCAAUCGUAGAGCAACAAUUCACACGAGAGUAACACUAGCUUCCACUCAUGAACACCCAUUGGGCAUUGGAGGCAGGAGUAAGUCAUUAGAACAACAUCAGAAGCAACAAAUGGCUCGUGGCCUCCCAAAAAAGAGGCCAAUAGCUGGAGUCAAGCAUGUGAUAGUGGUGGCAUCUGGCAAGGGAGGGGUUGGCAAGUCUACAACCUCAGUAAACUUGGCUUUAGGAAUGCAAGCAUGUAAUCAGUCGCUGCAUGUUGGACUUCUUGAUGCAGAUAUUUAUGGACCAUCUAUACCAAGGAUGAUGAAUCUUAAUGGACAACCAGAGCUGACAAAACAAGACCAGAUGAAGCCUUUGGUCAAUUUUGGCAUUCCCUGUAUGUCCAUGGGAUUCCUAGUGGAGGAAGGUGCACCAAUUGUUUGGAGAGGAUUAAUGGUCAUGUCUGCUGUUGAAAAGCUCUUACGGCAAGUGGCAUGGGGUGAGCUUGAUAUCCUUGUGAUUGACAUGCCACCUGGGACAGGAGACACCCAACUGUCAAUCUCACAGUCAAUACCCAUUUCAGGUGCUGUGAUAGUUACCACUCCUCAAGACAUUGCAUUGCUUGAUGCUCGCAGAGGAGCAGAAAUGUUCAGAAAGGUCAAAGUUCCGGUUCUUGGACUAGUCCAAAAUAUGAGCCACUAUGUGUGUCCACAAUGUCAGCACAAGGCCUACUUAUUUGGACAAGACGGAGCCAAAGAUGUUGCCAAGGAAAUGGACUUGGAGCUCUUAGGUGAUAUUCCCCUCCAUAUCAACAUAAGAGAAACAUCAGAUUCUGGAAAACCCAUUGUAGUUUCUCAACCAGACAGUCCUCAGACUUCUGCUUACAAAGCAAUUGCUAGCCGCAUCUUGGAAAAACUUUCCCCACACAGUGACCCAUUUCCUGUACAAGAACCUACAAGAUGACAGUAACUAGCUACCAUUUCUCAAAACAGUGAGUAGCCAAGAUCAAAUUCUGAUGAUUGGCUUUGCUUGGCUAUGAAGGGCCACUAUGAAAAUGCAACACCUUGGAGACAGCCAGCCAGAGCAAAUGUAGGCUAGCCCACUUCUUGUGCUAGUCCAGAUGUGUCUGUUGGAAGUAGACACCACUUUAUAGCAGUUGAAGAGAAAGCAGAAAUUCCCUCUUGGGCUCAAGAGAGUUGGCUAUCCAAUGUUAUCAUCAUAGUGCUGACAAUUUGCUAGCACCCAUCUUGUUGACAAUAUUUUGUCAUUGUUUUGUCAAAUUAGCCUUAACUAGUUACUCUUCGAGUGAAAGAAGCUUCAUUAUCUUAUGAAGACAAGACAAAGAUCAAACAAGUAUUUUUCUGCUCAACAAAUUUGUGUUUGAGACUCACUCUAUGAGUUAACAAGGACUGUGAGUAGUCUCCCUGAGUAGUCUUAUCUGGUCAAGCAAGGGCUCAUCUGAAUAAGAUCUGUCAUAUUGAUCCAAGUCCUGACAGUGGAGAAGGUGUACAGGUCAUUCACUGAUCUCCUUGGUACUCAUCGGAUUGGGGGUAGUCCAGAAUGCAAUAUAACUGGCAAGCAUCAUAGGCCAGCAAUGUGUGGAGAAAGCUAUGUAGUUCACUAUCUUUAGAAUGCACUGCAGGUCUAUGAACCAGCUAAUCCAUAGUGAUGUUAAUUUAUUCACUCAAACAUAGACUCGCAAUGUGCAGUUCAAGAAAAUUUCCAUACUCCCCUCACAGGAGGGAUUGGAAGUUCAUGGGGGUGGGGUGGGGGUCUAUCAGACCAAAAGAUUUAGACAUGUAUGAAGCUUAACUGAAAUUUCGAGAGGGGUGGGGUGGUCUUAGAAAAAGUCCCUUCCAUGAGGAAGGGGUA
Orbicella faveolata is the source of this 2366-nucleotide messenger RNA. RefSeq names its product iron-sulfur cluster transfer protein NUBPL-like. The record is from RefSeq and is a predicted model, not a curated record. Gene Ontology annotation, molecular function: ATP-dependent FeS chaperone activity; 4 iron, 4 sulfur cluster binding; ATP binding. Gene Ontology annotation, biological process: iron-sulfur cluster assembly; mitochondrial respiratory chain complex I assembly. Lineage: Eukaryota; Metazoa; Cnidaria; Anthozoa; Scleractinia; Merulinidae. Gene Ontology annotation, cellular component: mitochondrion.